Molecule: messenger RNA, 1994 nt
Organism: Oncorhynchus kisutch (coho salmon)
Lineage: Eukaryota; Metazoa; Chordata; Actinopteri; Salmoniformes; Salmonidae
Product: protein FAM227A
Exons: 16
Coding region: 196-1911 (571 amino acids)
Source: RefSeq, a predicted model, not a curated record
CUGCAAUAUUUGUUGGAUGGCGUCACAGGGUUUCCUCGGUAACGUGCUGAUGAAUUCCACACACAGAGCUGCGUGAAUUUCAGUACGAGGGGACAGGACGACUGGACAGGGGUUGUACAGCCAGGCAAAUUGACGUAGCCCGUCUCCCUAGGUUUGUUGCUGAGGCGGCAGUUGUGGUAGUGGCAGAGGUCAACAAUGGCGGACAUCAGUGAGCAGUGCGCACCCAUCGUGGUGUACCAGGAGGACGUGAGCGAGAACCCUGUCACUGCGCGAAGCCAGAAGGAGAUCCUACAAGAGGCCUCACACACUCCAGCCUCUUGUCUGGUGGGUUCAAUAGGGUCCCUCAGUGCAAGGAUUGCCCGUUUGCCUCCCCUCUUCAGCUCUAUGGGUUAUGACUGCGGACAGACGCUACAUACUCACCUAGCUGCUUUCGCAGAGGGCAAAGACAGACAAGACAAGGCGGGGUCAAAGUUCACGCGGCUGUCGUCCCAGCAGAACUCGUCCACGUCGCUGCAGAAUCGCCGGCACAACAUGCCAGCUGAAAAGCGUGAGGUGGGCAUGCCCAAGCUGGUGGAGCUGUAUCAGUACCCAGGGUUCAGAGAUGACAUGCCCAUGCCCCUGCCACACAGCAACACCUUUUCUACCAUCAUUACCCACGUAGUGAGGGCACAGCCACACCUCACCGACAAGCCCAGGUACAAGGCAGUGUUCCAAAGCAUCCUAUCUUCUUCUAUGAUGGAGGACUUUGUCAUGGACUCCUUCUGGUGGCUGUUUCUACAGCACUUCCAGCCAGACGCACACAUACAGGACAGCCUCUUUGCACGAAUCGCAGAGAAUUACAUCAGAAUCCUGACCCAGAGUCUAACAUCACGCAGUGGCAAGUGGUUUCUCAGGGAGUUCCCCAGUACUCUGGCCCAGACCCUGUACUGCUGCUUCUGCUGUUGUUUCCCUCAGUCCUGCAGAACCCUCCGCAGUGACACCUUCCUCAUCCCACUGUGCUUUACUGCCUACCAGUGGACAGGAGGUAUCUGUCCUGCCCCUGAUGUUUUUAAAAAGUGGGAUUUUGAGGCUCUGGAGCCAGAGGAGGCCACUCAUGUUCAGUUUGUUUCUGGGAACAAGAGGAAUGAGAAAGAGAGUGACUCAUGUCUGUCUCUCCUAGACAGUAUGUUCUCCAGUGCCUAUGUUGAUGAGCCCUUUCAUGGCAGUGCCACCACUCUACUGAAGAACAAACCGAGCUCAUUGCUGACCAGUAGUAGUCACACCACUCUGGAGAGCCAGCCAUCUAAAAGCACAGUUAACACAACCAGCACUACUUCAGGUUCGGAAGGUAAACCCCUGUCUCAAUUUGAGAAGACCGUGGGCUCAGCGAACAUCACAGGGUCAGACCUGAAGGCCCUGACUGGACAGGCCAACCAGACACCUGCCAGAGAGUCCCAAGUAGCCUACCCGGACAUGGCGUUUAAGCGCAGUGUGUUUAACGUGUAUGGCAACAGUCCUCUGGUGCAGUACUACAUGCGUGUUCUCCACAUGGACCCCAAGGUGGGACAGGACGUACUGGUGGUCCGUACCGAGAUCAGCAAGCUGCCUCCGGCUGGAUCAGUGACGUACAGGGACAUUCUGAGUAAGGCCCAGGAGCGUUCUGUGGCCCACCGCAGGGCCCUCAGGACCAUGUGGGGCCAAUACUCCAAGGACCUCUAUGUUCUCAACCAGAGGAAGCUGGACGAGCGCUAUGAAACCUUCAGGAAACAGAAAAAGAUCCUGUCCCAGAAGACAACUAUCAAACGACUGUGCCAGCUACUGGUCCCAGAGACCAUUAAUGAAGAGGACACCAGGACCAGCUCUGAGGUCAUACACGCCUUCGAAAUGGCUGUGUCUGGGCUGGACAAAGUCACCCCUGACCCCUCAGUCUGACCCCUUAACCCCCAGGGUUUGACCACUGAACCCUGACUACCCUCAUAUCGGAAAUGCAUUAAAAAAAACAUGCUUCACCUGUA